ACUAUGCCCCGCUACCGCCAUGUGCCUCGACUGGCAGUAUCACUUGCUUUUGUGGUCUUUGUGGUCUUCAUGGUGGCAUGGCCUUCAUCUGCGCCGCGCGGAGGGUCAUCGGCACGCAUGCUCGCCGAGUUCCGGAGCCUUCCAUCGACAACGGGUGCAUCACGGGCGUCACCAUCAUCACCGCCGUGCUCGCCAUCAUCAUCGACAUCAUCCUUCAAGAGUGAUCACGAGUGUAGGAAGAGUGGCGCAUCACAGUCUGGUCGUCAACGGCAGGAGGGCCGUCGGCUAUUGGGCGAUGAGAAGGCCAUCCGUGCAGCAGCAGAGGCAUACAUGGAUGUGGUUCGGCCGGAGAUGUUCAACUCGUCUGGAAGAGCAGGCAUUCCGGAUGACGACGAUGACUGGCUGGAUGGCUAUGCUUCUCCUUGCUGGCUGGACGAUGGCGGUGGGCUGAGGUGCAUGCCGGCGUUCAUGAUCCUGGGUGUGUUCCAGGCUGGCGUCAAGGACGUCUAUCUCCGCAUGGGCAGGCAUCCGGCCAUCCAUGAUGCGUCAGGUCUGCACAUUCUGUUCUGGUGCGAGCCGCACAAGUGGGAAGACUAUGCGGGUACCAUGUCACGGGUUGCCGAGAAACACCUCCUCUCGGCACCGGACCAUCUGGUCGGCGAAGUCUCCCCCGCUACGUUUGAGUUUAUGUGGGCGCAGAGCACAGACUUGCUGCGACCGACGUUUGCAAAGGCGGCCAGGGAGUGCUGGACAGAGCUGGGCGCGGGAGGACAGGAGCGGACUGACGCCGGCCGCGACAGGUGCAUCCAAGAGUCGCGAGCGGCGGAGCUCGAGUUUGCUCGUGCGCAUGGCGUGCCAGCCGGACGCGAUGAGACGCUCUCGGCGUUCACCACGCCGUAUCUUGUACGGGCGGCUGUGGGAACGUCGACCAAGCUCAUUGUGGUGCUCCGCAACCCGGCGGAUCGCCUCUACGCCGCGUACAACAAGUACGGACAGUACGACGCCGAGUAUGGAUUUGGCCCCGACGGCUUUGAUGCUUACCUCGACGCACAGCUAACGCUGUUGGAGGAGUGUAUUGCCAAAUACUCGCGUUUCAAGUGCGCGCUCGAGUUUGAGGCCAUCGAGUAUCGGUAUCAAGCACUGUUCUACCACGCUGACCAGAUCAUCAAGUCGAUGUACGGUGAGUUUCUGCCCGAGUGGCUCGCAGCGUUCCCCGAGCCCAGCGCGCUGCUCGUCGUCACCCACGAGGAGUACGUGGCGGGACCCAAGCGUGUCCUCGCCCGCGUUUUUGAUCACGUCGGCGUUGACUCGACGCUGACUACUGCCGCUUGGGACGACAUUCUUGAAGGUGGGCCGGCGACGCUCAACGGACAGCCGUCACGCGAGCGCCAGCCAAUGCAUGCCGCGACCCGCGCGCGGCUGGACGCGUUCUUUGCACCAGACGUGGCGGCGAUUGCCGACUAUGUGGGUGACGACUCGCUGUGGCGUGAGUAGCACAUCGAUGGCUGUGAGUGGACACGGUUAUGUUCUGUGUUGUUCACUUGCUCGACCGACCGUGUGGUGCGGUUUCAGCGGCUAUGACGACGAGUCGUACGACGAGCUCGAGUCCUCGUCGUCGUCAGACGAGUCAGAGGUCUCUGCAGCCGGUGCCUUGGGCGGCGGGACUGAGGGGACGGACGGCUUGUCGGCCUUGGCCUCGGUCUUGCUGCCGCCUCUGGUCUCGACAAGGACGACUUCCUCGGUGGACGACGAGCUGGAGUAGUCGUCGUCGUCGGAGAGCGAGACGUCAGAUGACGAGUCGAUGCCGCGGGCGUCGUCGAGGUGGGCGUCGUCGGCGUCGCCGGGGAGACCGUCAGAGCCGGGGGCAAUGUACUGGGCAAGCGACUCGCGGGUCUCCUUGUAGCCCUGCUCGAGAUCCUGGUGGUAGGCGUACUGGUCGUCCUUGAUGAGCUCGCGGUUGAGGGCGAUGGCCUCACCGCAGGCAGUGAUAAAGGCAGCAAAGGCG
Molecule: messenger RNA, 2005 nt
Organism: Thecamonas trahens ATCC 50062
Lineage: Eukaryota; Apusomonadida; Apusomonadidae
Exons: 1
Coding region: 4-1494 (496 amino acids)
Biological process (GO): hexose biosynthetic process
Molecular function (GO): N-acetylgalactosamine 4-sulfate 6-O-sulfotransferase activity
Source: RefSeq, a predicted model, not a curated record